GGGGUUGGCGAAGCUUAAAUGGUCGCACCAUAGACAAAGAAACCCAGCCUGUUUGCAUUCGCACCAAAGCAAACAUACAAACAAAGAUCGUGAAUGAUGAAGGAAUUCCGAGAACAAAGCUAUUGACACUUCGACUGAACAGGCGAUAGGUCUCCACCCAGAGAAAUACCUGCUCACCGAGAACUUCUAUGCGCAAGAAAGACGUCUUCUGACAGAGAGGCAUGGCAAUGGUUCCUGGGCUUAAAUCCUGGGCCGUGAAAUAUGGCGCCCUGGCCAACGGCAGGUUUGGCAGCAACAAGAGCGGUUUUACACCCAUAGAUUACGUCUUUCCAACGCUUGGUUCAACUCCGGAUCCAAAUGUUAUGGCGAUCGAGAAUUUUCAGCGCGAGAAUUUAUUUGCCUUUACGAGCAGAGAGUUAGGCCAAUUGGAUUGCCUGCCAACGAGGGAGUUAAUGCCAGGGAACUUGCAAAAUGAUAUCAUGCCACUGUUGCAGCUCGAGAACUGGGAAACAGCACCGGCACAGCCUGAUUUUACGAGGGAUCACUUAUACCCGCUGCAGAACGGCAAGGGCAUGUGGUCUGCGGAUAACGAUGAAGUGUGGAGUGUUGUGGAGCCGAUCGUAAAACUGGCGUCUAGGAUGCUUAUGUCGGUUCAUGUGAUGCCUUGGUUUGACGCCUUGCUAAACGGAGAACGAAGACCUAUUCCGGAUCACAGACUACAUCCGGCGGAUAAAAAAGAAGAGGACCUUCAAUCUUUCCAUGUGCGCGGAUUCGUUCAGGCAGGACUGGGACAGCAGAGAGAUUACGUAUUCAAGAUACUACGCACAAAAUUUCGGUUAAAAUAUGGAUUCAUGAUUGUAUCCGAAAGCCCCGAAGGGCCGGAAAAGGACCCAGAGGACGCGCUUGGGAUAACUGUCACAAACGCUGAUUACAUGCAACAUGAUCCCGAAUCCAAGAAAAGCUGGCGCAUAUGUGUUUUUAUCAACCUAUUCCAGCUCGAACUUCUCAUGCGGGAUGAUCUGAACACUGCAGAGCGGAUGACAAUACAAUGGGCAGUUGCUGAUACAAUUGUGCAUGAGACUAUGCAUGCCGUUGCGGCAUUCCUAGCCACGGAGAACAAACUGGAUUUUGGAGAACCAUACUUCGAAGAUGAUGCUUUAGCUGAGGUUGGGUUUAGCUUCGAAUCAAUCAUCAAUUCUGGGAUACCCCAAGAAUUCCUAUACGACUCUGCUGCUCCCAACCCGCCACUGGGACAUUUUCUUAGAAGAUACUGGCCCACAUACUACGAUGUCUUUGCCCGUGACCUCGAUAAUCCAAUCCUCACCGCGCCAGAUCCACACACGCACAACGAAUACUUUCCUAUACCAAUAUCGUUCUAUGGGGAUAUCCAGCAGGAAGGCUUUUGGUCGGUGCUUGUUCGACAAUUCGGGAAUAACGUCUUUCAUUAUCGUGCUCUGAAGGAGGGGUCCCGCGUCAACUACACAGUAACCCAUAUCGCCCAAGGGAAAUACAAAAUCAGUGACCCCGUGAGGUUCACAGAGGGAGAUCCCCUCAAGAUUGUGAAUGGACAAUUCAAAUACAGCGUUAAGGGCCUUCGAGCAGCCAUUAAUUUGACCCCCGAGGAGCGAGACGCACUGAAGUUUGGCCAAAGGUUGGUAACUAGCUCUGAACUCCAAGAAACAUUCUGGACCGAUGCCGUUGAACAACAAGCCAGUAUUCAAAACAUCACUCAUCUAACUGCAUCCGCUUCCCAAGCCGUUAGUACUCCUGAUCAUGUCCGCCAAGUCUAUCUGGCCAUUUUCAAUUCCACACAACAAGCAAUCACGAGCCACGAACGCAUGAUUGCUGGAAUUAUGAGCCAAGAGGCAACAAAUGAUGCAAUAUUCUUGGAUCGCAGAAAAAGCCUUCUGGCAUGGAAUAAAGGGACCCGUUCAUUCAUCCGCCAACUGAUUCGAGCCGAUGCCCAGAACAGUCUUAGUCUUGGAGCAGAAGAGCUCAGAAUGGAGCAGUGCCGUAUGGCACUCUGGAACCCCAACGACGAAAACACGAGAUCUGGAAAUGACUGGCUCGAAAUCACAAUCCUGCAGAAUGCGCGCCAAGCUUUGAGGGAUAAUCACCUUGAUCAAUGUAAACAUCUAUGCACCCAUUUGCUUGGGGAAGAUUGGAGAUCGGUGUUUGCUGAAUGCGCAGCGCGGACGAUCCUCUUUGCAGUCAGCAAAGACGUACGUGAAGGGUGGGCAGACCGAUUCAUGGACCUGCAGAAGAUAACGAGUAUACUGGAGAGCCUGAGGGCCGGUGCUCCGGCGUACUGGAAGAAUGAGGUGGUGGCUUUUGCACACAGAGGUUCAGAGGUUGCUUACGACGCGAGACCCUGCUACUCCGAUGCAUAUUUCUCCCGAGCAGGGGGCGAUCGUAAGUCGGAAUCCGCAGGAGGAUACGAAAGUGGCCUCGCCGAUUCCAUAUCCACCAACAAGUCCUGUAGAUGCGGGGAAAAUGGAAGAAUAGGGGUAUGUCAAUAUUCGAGCCUCGGAGUUUCACGAAAGAGAAGAUUUGGUUUAUCCGAAAUGGAGUGAUAUGAAACGAACGGUACUUACGAAUUACCCUCUCACUGUGUUUACAGCCUUCUUCUCUAAAGUGAGGCCGAAGAACACUUGUCUUGCACACCCGGUCCAGGUGUUGAGAGCGUACUUUCCAGUUACGUUAUAUCAUUUUCCAGGUCAAAUCCCUCGGCGUCUCACGCAAAGCAAAGUCAUUUGUGGACUAUACUGCCAUUUGUCUUCUCUAUGACUACUAAGGGCGCAAAUUGGCCAAGAG
This is a messenger RNA of Hyaloscypha bicolor E, 2814 nucleotides long. RefSeq lists its product as uncharacterized. NCBI's taxonomy places the organism in Eukaryota, Fungi, Ascomycota, Leotiomycetes, Helotiales, Hyaloscyphaceae. The record is from RefSeq and is a predicted model, not a curated record. The transcript is spliced from 4 exons. The coding region runs from base 222 to 2573 and encodes 783 amino acids.